CUUGUGCAGAUGUGGAAAGCAGCUGUGGGCCACGACGUGUCGGUGAAGGUUGAGGCUCAGGGAGACGACUGGGACACUGACCCUGACUUCGUGAACGACAUCUCCGAGAAGGAGCAGCGCUGGGGAGCCAAAACCAUCGAGGGCUCCGGACGGGCCGAGCACAUCGACAUCCAUCAGCUGAGGAGCAAGGUGUCAGAGGAACAUGAGGUGAUCAAGAAGAAGGAGCUGGAGACUGGCCCCAAGGCCUCCUAUGGCUAUGGGGGCAAAUUUGGCACAGAGCGGGACCGGAUGGAUAAGUGUGCUGUGGGCCAUGAGUACGUGGCUGAUGUUGGGAAGCACUCCUCACAGACUGAUGCAGCCCAGGGCUUCGGGGGGAAGUUUGGAGUCCAGCGGGACCGAGCUGACAAGUCAGCUCUGGGCUUCGAAUACAAGGGUGAGGUGGAGAAACACUCGUCCCAGAAAGAUUACUCCAAGGGCUUUGGUGGCCGUUAUGGUGUGGAGAGGGACAAGGUGGACAAAGCAGCUGUGGGAUUCGACUACAAGAGCCAGGCAGAGAAGCACGACUCACAGAAAGACUACUCUGUGGGCUUUGGUGGGAAGUUUGGGGUCCAGAGGGAUCGUCAGGACAAGAGCGCCCUUGGCUGGGACCAUCAGGAGGAAAUCCAGCCUCAUGCUUCCCAGACAGAUUAUGCCAAGGGAUUUGGAGGUCGUUAUGGGGUCCAGAAGGACAGGGUGGAUAAGAGUGCUGCAGGCUUUGACGAGAUGGCAGCUCCCACCUCCUCCUAUGAGAAGACAAGACCACAGGAGGCAGGAGCUUCUGGUGGCACCAGCAGCCUGCGGUCCCGCUUUGAAAACAUGGCAAAGGCAGCAGAGGAGGAGAGCAGGAGGCAGGCCCAGGAGGAGAGGCUGAGGCGCCAGGCAAGGGACUGAGGGGAUCUGAUGGCUUUCCUCCAGCAGGACAUCCCACAGAGACAGAAGAACCACACAGCACCAGCUGUGCCUGCUGCACCAGCUGUGCCAGCAAGGGUGCCCAGGAACGCUGCCCAAGACAGGCCUGUGUCACAAGAAGAACAGGAGGCCAAAAGGGAGGAUGAGGAAACACCACCUGUUUUGCCACCAAGACCAGCAGAUCUGAGUGAGGAGCUGGGCCAGAUCCCCAGCCAGGAUCAGCCCAUCUACAGUGAGAGUUUGGAUGUUGGUGGGGACUAUGAGGAGCUCCUAGAGGAGCCCUCUGACUACUGUGAUGGUACCAGUGGAGGAGCUGACUAUGAGGAGCUGCCAGCACCCUUGGAAAAGCCAGAUGCCAUCUAUGAUGAUGGAGGAGAUGGAGGAGAUGGAGGUGAAGACUAUGAGGAGAUCCUCCCCACACAGCCCAGCCAGAGCCAGCCCUACCUGGAGGACACAGACAAUGUUUAUGAGAUGGAGGGCUCUGGGACCUGUGCAGUGGCUCUCUACGAUUUCCAAGGAGAUGGAGAUGAUGAGAUCUCUUUUGAUCCUGAUGACACCAUCACACACAUCGAGAUGGUGGAUGAAGGCUGGUGGAGGGGACAAUGCAGGGGCAGAGUAGGCCUCUUCCCAGCAAAUUAUGUGAAGCUUCUUCAGUGA
Messenger RNA from Indicator indicator, 1605 nucleotides. Its product is annotated as hematopoietic lineage cell-specific protein-like. NCBI's taxonomy places the organism in Eukaryota, Metazoa, Chordata, Aves, Piciformes, Indicatoridae. Gene Ontology annotation, cellular component: plasma membrane; actin filament; cortical actin cytoskeleton. The transcript has 14 exons. Gene Ontology annotation, biological process: regulation of actin filament polymerization. Gene Ontology annotation, molecular function: actin filament binding. The record is from RefSeq and is a predicted model, not a curated record.